AUGGCAACAAUCACAUUAUCUUCAAAUGAAAUUGUUCCUUACAUAAAAGACUUGCUUAGAAAGACCAUUGAAAAUGGAAAAAAUAAAGCUGCAGUUUACAUUGGAUUAUCUGGAGGUUCUAUGCCUAAAACUGUCAGUGACUCACUUAAUCAACUAAAUAAGGAAAAUCUCCCAAUGGAAAAUGUUAAAUUUUUUAUGGUUGAUGAAAGAAUUGUCCCACUAGAUGACAAAGAUUCAAAUUGUGGUGAAUAUUUAAAACUACUACCAAAAAACUUUGAGAAAUACUUUAUUCCAAUAACUAAUUUUAGUGAUGAAAAAUUGGCCGCAGAGGAAUUUGAAGAGAUACUUAAAAAAGACAAAAAUCUGGAAAUUUCACAAACAGGUUUUCCGAUAUUUGAUUUGUUAAUUCUUGGUCUAGGACCAGAUGGGCAUACAUGUUCACUAUUUCCCAACCAUCAAUUAGUUGAGGAAAAUGUUAAAUGGGUUGCCCCAAUUAGUGACUCUCCUAAACCACCACCAAGACGUGUUACGAUAACAAUUCCUGUUAUAAAUAGUGCUAAAAAAGUUGUUUUUCUGGCAACUGGUGAAAAUAAGAAGAAUGCUAUUAAAGAGAUACUAAUAAACCAUAAUAAAGAAUACCCGCCAUCUUCAAUUAAGUUACAAAAUGGUACCCAAGUUACAUGGAUAAUUGAUCAUGACCCUUUUGCCUGA
Strongyloides ratti is the source of this 711-nucleotide messenger RNA. Its product is annotated as 6-phosphogluconolactonase. Gene Ontology annotation, molecular function: 6-phosphogluconolactonase activity. The record is from RefSeq and is a predicted model, not a curated record. Lineage: Eukaryota; Metazoa; Nematoda; Chromadorea; Rhabditida; Strongyloididae. The transcript has a single exon. The coding region runs from base 1 to 711 and encodes 236 amino acids. Gene Ontology annotation, biological process: pentose-phosphate shunt; carbohydrate metabolic process.